Messenger RNA from Mugil cephalus (flathead mullet), 2709 nucleotides. Its product is annotated as DNA topoisomerase I, mitochondrial. The transcript has 20 exons. The record is from RefSeq and is a predicted model, not a curated record. Lineage: Eukaryota; Metazoa; Chordata; Actinopteri; Mugiliformes; Mugilidae. Bases 175 to 2418 code for a protein of 747 amino acids. Gene Ontology annotation, cellular component: chromosome; nucleolus. Gene Ontology annotation, molecular function: DNA binding; DNA topoisomerase type I (single strand cut, ATP-independent) activity. Gene Ontology annotation, biological process: DNA replication; DNA topological change; chromosome segregation.
AUCUGAAUCACAGGACGUCCCACGUAAAACUAAUCCCGUGAGAACGUCAAUCAGAAUUCAGCUGAGGUUGACGCAUGCUCAGUUCAGCGCUAGCAAAAAUCAGACCGGUGAGACUGCGCGCUGGUUCACCUGAAUUUGGACCUCUUAAAAGUUUUCAACCAAGGGACUUGAGAAAUGGGAAGAGAGAAGGACGCUAAAGGAGACGCGAAGGCCAAGCACAAAGCGACCAAACUGAAAAAGCUGAGCGACUGUGAAAGCGCAGGUGCCGGGGGAGAUAGCAUCACGAACGGCACAAAGCUGACUAAAUCCAGAGAAAGGACUGAAAAUGGAAAAUCUCAUAAGAAGGUCAAGUCACCAAAGACGGAGACCCCGCAGUCGACCAGCAGUACCAGCGAUCCUGUGAAAAAGCAGCCACAGGAUGAGGACUUCACUGAAAAGAAGAAAGGGAUGAAACGGAAAAGAAUCAAAGAUGAGCCCGUGGAAGGCUCUUCUCAUUCCACCGCUUCACCUGCUGUAAAGAGAAAACACAAGCAACACGGCCACGAAGAAGAAAGUGAUGGAGAAGUUGAGAAAAAGAAGUCAAAGAAGAGAACAGAAAAGGCGGUUAAGAAAGAAGACGGCGAGCAUCCAGUCUCGAAAAAAACGAAGAAGACAAAGGAGGAGAUUGAGGAGGCAAGACUGCUGAAGAUCAAAAAGAAGGAGGAAGAGGAGCAGAAUCGCUGGAGAUGGUGGGAGGAAGAGAAGUAUGAAAAUGGGGUGAAAUGGAAGUUCUUGGAACACAAUGGACCCUACUUCCCCCCUGAGUACCAGCCUCUACCUGACAAUGUUCACUUCUAUUAUAAUGGUAAAAAGGUGAAGCUGAGCUUGGCAGCAGAAGAGGUGGCGCUGUUUUUUGCCCAGAUGUUGGACCAUGAAUACACCACGAAGACGGUGUUUCGGGAGAACUUCUUUAAGGACUGGAGGAAGGAAAUGAACCAGGAGGAGAGGAUGCUGAUCAAAAAUCUUGACAAGUGUGACUUCGGAGAAAUGCACGCCAUGCAUAAAGCCAAGGUGGAGGCCCGGAAAAACCUCACCAAGGAGGAGAAACUGGCUAUGAAAGAGGCCAACCAGAAGAUAGUGGAUGAAUACGGCUACUGUCUGCUGGACCACCACAAAGAACGCAUUGGGAACUUCAAGAUUGAGCCUCCGGGGCUGUUCCGAGGUAGAGGGGAGCAUCCCAAACAAGGCAUGCUGAAGAAAAGGAUCCAACCAGAGGAUGUCAUCAUCAACUGCGCCAAAGAAUCCCGUAUCCCCGUGCCGCCCGCUGGCCACCACUGGAAGGAAGUUCGACACGACAACACCGUGACAUGGCUGGCUAGCUGGACUGAAAACAUCCAGGGGUCUAUUAAAUACAUCAUGCUCAACGCAAACUCAAAACUGAAGGGAGAGAAGGACUGGGAGAAAUAUGAGGUUGCUCGGAAGCUGAAGUCGUGUGUGGACGGCAUCCGCAACCAGUACCACCAGGACCUGAAGUCUAAACAGAUGGGCACGCGGCAGAGAGCUGUGGCCCUUUACUUCAUAGACAAGCUGGCCCUGAGAGCUGGUAAUGAGAAGGAGGAGGGGGAGACGGCAGACACCGUGGGUUGCUGCUCGCUUCGCGUCGAGCACAUCACCCUGCACGAGAAACUGGAGGGCAAUGAGUGUGUGGUGGAGUUUGACUUCCUGGGUAAAGACUGCAUUCGCUACUACAACAAGGUCCCGGUCAUCAAGAAGGUUUUUAAGAAUGUUAAACUUUUCAUGGAGAACAAGCAGCCUGGAGACGACCUCUUUGACCGACUUACCACAGCCCUUCUGAACAAACAUCUCAGUUCCCUAAUGCCCGGGUUGACUGCGAAGGUUUUCAGGACGUACAACGCCUCCAUCACCCUGCAGGAGCAGCUCAAAAAGCUCACGAACAAGUCUGACAAUGUGGCGGAGAAAAUGCUGUCGUACAACAGGGCCAACAGAGCAGUUGCUAUUCUCUGUAACCACCAGCGGGCGCCGCCAAAGACCUUUGAACAAUCUAUGGCUAACCUUCAGGCCAAGAUUGACGCCAGGAAGGAGCAGCUGGCCCUCGCUAAUACUGAGCUGAAACAGGCCAAGAAGGAGGCCAAGACCAAAGGCAACUCAGACCCGAAGCUGCAGACGCUGGUGGAGCGGAAGAAGGCAGCAGUGAAGCGCUGUGAAGAGCAGCUGCUGAAGAUGGAGGUGCAGGCUACUGACAGGGAAGAGAACAAACAGAUUGCUCUGAGUACCUCAAAGCUCAACUACCUGGAUCCACGCAUCAGCGUGGCCUGGUGUAAGAACAUGGAGGUACCUGUAGAGAAAAUCUACAAUAAAACCCAACGGGAUAAGUUUGCGUGGGCCAUCGACAUGACAGAGGCAGACUUUGAGUUCUAACUUUAAACCUGUGUAACCACCCCCCCCCCAUCAGAUGCAAUUAAGGAACCAUCAACUUUAUAUCAGAUACAGUACUUUAAUAUUGCAAAUAUAGUAUGUUUAUAGGAUUAUCCGUAUUUGUCCUUUGAGACUGUGUCACACGAUCAAGCCCCUCCCUCUCGUUGUUUCGUUUACUGCUGUUCAUUUCAGUUUCAUACUGUUUUGGCACUUUAUUUGAAAGAUUGCUGUUAAUUGGUUUGUACGUUUUGUUUGCAUUAAAGGUUUGAAUAAAGGUUCCUACUAUGCAGUGGA